Messenger RNA from Coprinopsis cinerea okayama7#130, 861 nucleotides. RefSeq lists its product as hypothetical. The record is from RefSeq and is a predicted model, not a curated record. The transcript has a single exon. The coding region runs from base 1 to 861 and encodes 286 amino acids. Lineage: Eukaryota; Fungi; Basidiomycota; Agaricomycetes; Agaricales; Psathyrellaceae.
AUGGCCCAAUAUUUUGCCUACAGGCCUCGUCGACCGACGAAUAGAUCCCCAGGGAAAGUCUCUGAUGCGUCUCCAACCCUCUCUGAAUUGGAUAUUCCUGCAGACAGCAUCUACGUUUUCCCAAAUCCAUCCUCGAUUCCAGCUAGUCCCGGUCAACCUUCGACCUUAUCCGAAUGGUCGGCAAUAGAGUCGACAUUCUCCUCGCCCUCACUUUCUGGGCUUUCCUCUAUAGACGGGAGUCUGGUAUCUGGUGCCUUGUCACCUUCAUCGCCAGCCACCCCAGCGUUUCACGGUGAAUCUGACGGUAGACGGGGAUAUGUAGACGCGACGCGACUCUCCGGACCUUCGCCGCGACGGACGUCGACUGCAGGUAACACGUCUGGCCCGCAGUGGUCGAGGCUGGAGAACUCGAGAGUCGAAGAUCUCGUGCCAAUAUGGGACGCCCGAUUGAGUGCCUUGGAGAUGUCCGGGGAGCGUCCCCAGUCCACCACCCAACCGCGGCUCGACAUCCCGCUUUUGUCGCUGUUCGCGUCAUUGUUCUCUGUGGAGAAAAGUAGCCUGGACCUCCUCAACUCUUCUUCUUCAACGAGCUCUCUGUUUCCCGUUCCCCUUGAUCCAAAUGAUGAGGAUAGGGACGCUGCUCCUGAUGACAGUGCGCACCACACCGCUCCCCAUGGUGUCGAGAAACUGUUGCUUUCUCUAGAAGAGAGCAAUUCGUUCAUUCACAACCGCAUCUCAAUCGAAACGAUGCCGUCUCCCCUUGAACUUGGGACUCGGUUACAAGAGUUGCACGAGGUGAUCGUUGCUCUGAUUGCGAAGAGCGGGAAAGUUAUGUGGAAUGUACUAGGAAUCAAGACGUAG